AUGGACUCAGGGACUGGAAAAACAAUCGGCAGCAGGCAAAAAUUGAAUCUGGGUAGCUCGAAGAUAGUGGACUCCUUUGAUGAUCAUCUAUCGUCCCAUAUCAACGCCUCAAUUCCGCCUAAUAAGAUUUCGCAUAUUUCUCAAGAAGACCAACUGAUGCAUGGGGAAAUGGUUGAGAAUACAUUGAUUGAGAAUGACUCCGGGAUCGAGAAAAAAUACAGCACCGGCGAGACCCAGCCCCUGUUGGUCAGCGGCCACGCGGAAGUUUCAAACUUAAACAGUGACGAACAGAAGUCAACGGAUGAAAUCGCAAACCUUAGUUCCAUCAUCCAGCUACAAAAAGAAGCUCUUGACCUGAUUCCACCAGGAGAUCCGGUCCGGCCACAGAGACUCCAUUGUCUUGGUCUCGCGUUUCAAGACAGAUAUCGAAAGACAGGAGACACUCCAGACCUCGAUAACGCCAUUCAACUUCACCAGGAAUCAGUAGAAAUGACUCCAGAAGGGCAUUCAGACCGUUCAUGUCGACUUGAUAGGCUCGGCCUUGCAUAUGCAGACCGCUUUCUCAGAGCUGGAGAAAUAGAAGACAUUGACAACGCCAUCCAGCUGCAUGAGAUGGCCAUCAAUUGUCUCCAGGAAGGCCAUCCAGAACGGCCAGGCAUCCUGGAUAAUCUUGGUCUCGCUUAUCAUGAUAGAUCUCAGAGAACGGGAUCCACGAGGGACAUCGCCAAGGCUCUCAGCUUGCACCAAGAAGCAGUUGGCACGACUGCAAAAGGCCACCAUGAUCAGCCACGUCGAAUUCAUAAUCUUGGCCUUGUAUACCACGAUAGAUUCCAGAAAGUUGGUGACAUAACAGACAUCGACAAGGCUAUUCAAAUGUAUCAAGAAGCAGCAGAUCUAACGCCAAAAAAUCGUGUAGAUCGGUCAGGUUGGCUCCAUAACCUUGGCGUCGCAUACCAUGACAAGCACCAAGUAACGGGAACGGUGGCAGACCUUGAUCGAGCAAUCCAGCUCCAUCAGGAAUCAUUAAAAUCGACCCCAGAAGGGCAUUUGGAUCGUCCACGCCGAAUUGAUAGCCUUGGCCUCGCUUAUGGGAAUAGAUAUGAAAGAAUGGGGGCAUUGGCAGACCUUGAUGAGGCUAUUAGACUGCAUGAGGAAGCAGUAGAUUUGACGUUAGAAGGCCAUCCAGAUCGAGCACGUCGGCUUGAAAGUCUUGGGCUUGGACAUGCAGACCGAUAUCGAAGGAUAGGGAAAGUGGAAGAUUUAAACAAAGCUAUCCACUUACAUCAGGAAGCAGUAGAUGCAACUCCUGUCGGCCACCCAGAUCGACCCGGUCGACUUGAAAAUCUUGGUCUGGCUCAUCAAGCUAAGUUCCAGGAGUCAAAGGCGGCGAAAAGCCUUGAUAUAGCCAUCCAGCUUCAUCAAGAAGGAGUUCGAGCAACGCUUCCAGACAACCCUAACUUACCACGCCGCCUCAACAGCCUUGGUCGGGUAUAUCAAGAGAGAUUUCAGCAGAGAGGAGCAUUGGAGGAUCUCAGCAAAGCAAUUCAGCUAUAUACGGAAGCUGUAAAAGCUAUUCCCGAAGGUCACCCAGCUCGCUCGGACAUACUUCAUAAUCUUGGCAUUGGGCACCGAGACAUGUAUCAAACAACAGGGAAUCCAGAAGACCUAGAAAAGGCUAUUCAUCGGUGCCAAGAUGCCAUGGAUCAUUAUUCGUCCCCUACACUUGAUCGAGUACGACCUGGUAAAACCUUGCUGGCGUUACUUGUCGAUGCCAAGUGUUGGCCAUUAGCCUAUAAGGCAGCUCGUACAGCGGUGUCGUUAGCUCCUCUCCUUACCCCGAGAUCUCUCGAGAAUUCGGAUAAGCAGCAUUUGCUGACUGAAGUAGUUGGUUUGGCUUCUGAUGCUGCAGCCGUGGCUCUGAUGGCGGAAGCACCAACGUAUGACGCAAUCCAGCUCCUUGAAGUCGGUCGAGGGAUCAUCACAGGUUCUCUGAACGAUAUGCGCGGUGACAUAUCCGACGUCCGCCAGAAGAGUCCAGAGCUAGCAGAUGAAUACCUGCAGCUUCGGAGUCAGCUCGAUACUCCAGCAGAUUCAACAUUUCUAUUCGAUGAACUCAAUUCAGAAGCUGGUCUGAUGCGCCAAUUUGACCAGCGCUAUGAGGCUGGCCAGAAACUGGAACGGACGAUCCAGGCCAUCCGGGCAUUACCUGGCUUGGAUCGAUUCCUUAUGGCUCCAUCUGAGGCUGAAUUGACUGCUGCUGCUGUUCCGGGACCUAUUGUCAUCAUCAACGACUUUGCCGCUGCCUCAUUUGCACCACUGCGACGUCCUCAGUCACGCAGUAGUUCUAAUCAGCCCAUCAUUAUUGGAUGCACAAUUUUAACUCAAACCCCUCAUGGUCCCUGGCCUCGAAUUUGGUGGAUUCCAACUGGUCCCUUGGCCAAGUUUCCCAUACAUGCAGCGGGUUAUCAUACCCGCGCCUCAUCUGAUACUGUCUUAGACCGGGCUAUUUCAUCCUACAGUUCUUCUUCAAAGGCACUCAUUCAAAGCCGCCUCAGACAUGUUAUGAUCAAAGAACCACAAAAACCGGAAAGUAUUGUUCUUAUUGGCAUGCAAGAACUCCAAUAUGCGACACAAGAGAUCCACAAACUCGAAGGCCUCUGCGAUUCCAUGCAAUUGCAGGUAAUCAAGCCUCAGCCAUACCGACAAGACGUGCUAGCUGCGUUAAAUAAGUGUGACAUAUUUCAUUUCGCUGGUCAUGGGCAUUCUGAGGAAACGGACCCAUCACAAAGCGCUUUACUUCUACAUGACGGGCCGCUAACAGUAGCGAGUCUGUUUGAGACAAACCUUCGCAGUCGGCAGCCAUUUCUUGCAUACCUCUCGGCAUGCGGAACAGGGCAGACCAAGCACGAUGGACUCAUUGACGAAAGUCUUCAUCUAAUGGCUGCAUGUCAGCUUGCCGGUUUCAGGCAUGUCAUCGGCACGCUUUGGCAAGCCAGCGACAAGUCUUGCUUAGAUAUAGCCACUAAUACGUACAGGUGGAUGGAGCGACGGAAAAUGAGUGAAGAAUCCGUCAGUGAGGGACUGCACCAUGCCUCUAGGAGUCUUCGUCUCCAGUGGGUUUCAGAAAAUGCAGGAGGAACAAUAUUCAACCGUGGUAUACGAGUUCAUGAAGACUCUCAAGUGGCUAAACGGCGAUCAUGUUCAACUCAAAGGAAUCCCAGACACCCAAGAGACAUUGUGUCAUGCGAUGGCACGCCGUUGCACUGGGUUCCUUAUGUUCAUUUUGGUGUCUAA
This is a messenger RNA of Fusarium subglutinans, 3294 nucleotides long. RefSeq names its product tpr domain protein. The coding region runs from base 1 to 3294 and encodes 1097 amino acids. The record is from RefSeq and is a predicted model, not a curated record. The transcript is spliced from 3 exons. NCBI's taxonomy places the organism in Eukaryota, Fungi, Ascomycota, Sordariomycetes, Hypocreales, Nectriaceae. Gene Ontology annotation, molecular function: protein binding.